Molecule: messenger RNA, 1137 nt
Organism: Nerophis lumbriciformis (worm pipefish)
Lineage: Eukaryota; Metazoa; Chordata; Actinopteri; Syngnathiformes; Syngnathidae
Source: RefSeq, a predicted model, not a curated record
AUGGAGUCGGGGGAAGCAGACACCUCGGUCACCCUGAUCAUCAAGGCUCCUGACCAGAAGUACGAGGACUGCACUAUCAACUGCUUUCUCAGCUGGACGGUGGAGAAGCUCAAAAGCCAUAUUGCUAAAGUGUACCCCAGCCAGCCUUGCUCCAGAGAUCAACGUCUAGUGUACCUGGGAAAGCUCCUGCAGGACCACCUGCAGCUCCGAGACGUGCUGCGACAGGACUAUCAACAAGAUGAGUACCAUAUGUUGCAUCUGGUUUGCAACUCUCGCCCUCCGUCGAGCUCCCCGUCGCCCCCCAGCAACUCCUCACUUAACAGUCCUGAAAUUUCAAGCUCAGCACUUCUUGAUGGUCCCACUAUCCCUGGAGGCCCAAGUGGGCUCAGGAAUCGGGGUGGCCCCUUCAACGUAAACCUUCAGAGCCCUGUUGGCACCUCUCUACUGCCUCAUGGAGAAGCUCAGUUGCUUUUGCAAGGUGGCCAAAUGACACCCAUGCAGAUGUGGUGGUGGCAGCAGAUGUAUAUGCAGCACUAUUACAUGCAGUAUCAAGCAGCAGUAGCAGCCUCCCAGCUUGGUAGCAGCUUUGACCUGUCCAGCUCGCAGCCCCCGCCCGGUCCCAACGAAGCCGUCCAGCCCCUCCCGGCUGUCGCCCCCCUGCCAGAGAACCUGCCUCCGGCUGACGCCGACAUCCAGAUGAACGCACAGGGCGGCAUGUUGAACGGAGACGAGCUGGACCACGACUGGCUGGAAUGGCUCUACACACUCUUCCGAGUCAGCGUCCUGCUCAGCUUUGUUUUCAUUUAUUCCUCCUUCGGACGCUUCAUGGUGGUGCUGGGGGCCAUGAUGCUGGUGUACAUGUACCAAGUGGGCUGGAUUCCCUUAAGGACGCCGGAAGAACGGCGGCCUAACUUUCCGAAUCCUGAGCAAGCUCAAGCUUGGGAGGAAGCAGAGAUGCAACGGGGCAUACAAGAAUUGGAGCGGGUGAUGGACGACGGCACGGAGGAUGCCGGGCAAGAUCCUCCCGGUUCGCUUACCACCGCUUGGUCCUUCAUUCGUGCUUUCUUUACCUCGCUGGUUCCAGAGGGGGACCCCCAACGGCCGCCCGAAGUUCCGCCAAUACUUCGUCCUCGUUAG